ACGUGCGCGGCUGUGAGGCCUUGUUUUGACUUUGGCCACCCUCCCAACACGUGUAGUUGACAUCUUGCCCACUCAAUUUUUUUUUAAAAAAAAUUCUCCCCAGCAGAACGACAAGGACCAACCAUCCAUCCAUCCACACAAUGUCGCCCCUCUCGCAAUCCCCCCUUUUACUCUGGGCCGCCUACGCAUUUGGCGGCAUCCUCACCGGAUUCGGCGUCAACGCGGCGGUGCGGCCGGCGCACGCCCUCAGCUUCUUCGGCCUCGCGCAACCGCCCCAGACGUCGGCGGACCGGCGCGCCUUCGACGCGCUGGUGGCCGUCUACGGGGCGCGCGACGUCUUCAUGGGCGCCGCCGUCUUUGCCGCCGCCCGCAACGGCCACGCCUCCACGCUCGGCUGCCUGUUGCUCGGUAUCGGCGCCGUCGCUGGAAUCGACGGGCUCGUGUGUAGAGUACACGGCACGGGCGAGGAGUGGGGCCACUGGGGGUACGCACCCAUGGUGGCUGCUACGGGGGCGCUGAUGCUUGGGGUGUUGGAUUGAGGGGGGAGUUGUACUGUGUGUGCCAUUUGGUGGUGUGUAGGUUGGUGGUUGAUUGAUUGGGAAGGGGCGACAGGGGAGAGGGAAGGCUGCGAAUCAUCGCUUGCAAAUCAUGACCUACAGUGUUACCUUCCUUCCCGCCUUCAGCCCGAACCCACCCAGUCCAUGAACCCAAUCUCGUCUUCCGCUCCUAUCGGCUUCGGGAGAUGUGCUUCCUGCGAGUGACAGCCGUACCGGG
Gaeumannomyces tritici R3-111a-1 is the source of this 774-nucleotide messenger RNA. RefSeq lists its product as hypothetical. The transcript is spliced from 2 exons. NCBI's taxonomy places the organism in Eukaryota, Fungi, Ascomycota, Sordariomycetes, Magnaporthales, Magnaporthaceae. Bases 141 to 539 code for a protein of 132 amino acids. The record is from RefSeq and is a predicted model, not a curated record.